Phytophthora sojae is the source of this 438-nucleotide messenger RNA. RefSeq lists its product as hypothetical. The transcript has 2 exons. Bases 1 to 438 code for a protein of 145 amino acids. NCBI's taxonomy places the organism in Eukaryota, Oomycota, Peronosporomycetes, Peronosporales, Peronosporaceae. The record is from RefSeq and is a predicted model, not a curated record.
AUGUGCGGUGGCCACGGACAAGCAGGGCGUCGUAGUGAGUCGCAGCCAGUGUAUUUGAAGGUCGUGCGCCUCAGGAAGACGAGCUACCCUGUGAACGGCGCUCCGUUGGCCAGCGUCUACAAUGCUCCCGCGACGGCUGUCAACAGCGCGCCUGCCGGCACUGGUACCACCUACAGUAACGCCGCGCCUGGACGUGGAAACGCCAAUGCCAAUGCGAACGACGGCAACAACCCCAGCGGCGACUCGAGCAAGACCGUCACCGUCUUGAACGGAGACGGCACGUCCAACACGGCAUCUGUGACGAGCAGCAACGGUGCCGCGAUGACGGGCGGCGCAUCGGCGAGCGCUACGGCGAGUGCGUCUGCAAGUGCGUCGGCUAGAGCCACGGCUGGAACGUCGUCUCAGAAGGCGUACCGUCAGCUUCGUUCGGUGGAGUAA